UAUUCGUUUCAGCCGUAUACAUCUAAACUUCAAGAUCGAAGAACGACAAAAUCGAGCCGAGAAGGAAUUCGUGUUUUGCUUAUCACGUGAUGAGGACCCAUUGUAUGUUUAUAUGUUAGCACUGCGUCGCAAUGAUUACGAAUUGCUAAAGCGGGAGCAGGAAUUAGAUGCGGAUUUCGAUGCGUUCCCGAAAAGGAUCAUCGAUUUCGUCACUUGCCUGGACAGUAGCUGUGGCUCACAUCUUCGCACUGGCAGCACUGACGAUUCCAGUGUGCUCAAGUUUGAAUUGGUAGGAAAAAUGGGCUUCAAAUGGGUGACAAUUCUUUCGUUGCCUCUGCAAAAAGUGACCGAUAAGGCGCUUGUAUCACAUCUGGUUGAACGAAUCACAAAAUACCAGGUUCGACUUCGAUUUUGCUGUAUCGUUACGGUGGCUGGUGCACAUUUACUAUUGCCGCGGCACGACAUUCCUUAAUU
Messenger RNA from Gongylonema pulchrum, 474 nucleotides. The record is from the annotation of a GenBank genome assembly. NCBI's taxonomy places the organism in Eukaryota, Metazoa, Nematoda, Chromadorea, Rhabditida, Gongylonematidae.